GCUCGCUCGAAUGCUGACAGACAAUUAAAGCUGAUAGCCCUCCUGUGUCUGCAGAUAGCUAGGGACUUUUUGGAAGGGCCAUUUCUGCAAAGUAGGCUACAACAAAACUCUGCGUGACAUCGAGCGGUUCACGCGCGCGCUCUAACAAGACACUGACAAUGAGCGGGAGUUGCGUCUCUACCUUUAACGGUUAAAGAGACUCUGGAAUUAGAAGGGACAUCGGGUCAAUCUGACAACUGACAACAAAAUAUCACUGCAUUCUUGACUUACUGCUUGUGAUGAUUGUGUGCGGUGACGUUGUGGCGCUUUGUCCGUGGCUAUUGGCGAGGUUCGCUGGAGAGAUAGUUGUAUUACAUCAGUGCACCAAGUGACUGGGAGUGCGACACAGAGAGGAGGAAGACAGCGGUAUCUGACCAGGUCUGGGUUAAUGGUGGAGAGGUGUUAUUGUUCGUUGAUAUUUGCACUAGACGCUCAAGAAACGUUCAGCACCAUUUAGAGUAGAAAAAACGCAUUAAUGGAAUGCGACUGUGACCGCGUCCCACUGCUUAUCUAACUUGUGAACUUGUGAGUACCGGGGAGAGACGGAGAAAGCUUUAACUAAGCGAUGGCGGAGACGAGCCUGGAGCCACUGUCCGCGAUGGACGUUGCCAUUGAUCCGGACUUUGAGCCGCAAAAACGGCCGAGAUCAUGCACUUGGCCGCUGCCAGAGUCCAGCUCGGUGAAGCCUGCGUCCAACGACACUGACAUAAUCCCCGAGGAAGAGGAUGAUGAGGAUGACAGCGCGAUGGCAAUACACGCCAAUGGCACGGGUACAGGAGAGGACAGCGGCAGUCCAAGCAUGGUCGAGGGACUGCUUGCCACAAUCGGUCAGGAGAACAUGGGUUCCCCGCUCUCCUCUCAGUCCUCACCCACGACCACAGCGAGCCCGGGGGUAAACGGCCAGGGCAGCCAACAGCAAACUCCCCGAAAGUCAUCCGCGCGUAGGAACGCUUGGGGCAACCUGUCCUACGCAGACCUUAUUACUAAAGCCAUAGAGAGCACCCCGGACAAGAGACUGACACUGUCCCAGAUCUAUGAGUGGAUGGUCAGAAGCGUCCCGUACUUUAAGGACAAAGGCGACAGCAACAGCUCAGCUGGUUGGAAGAACUCUAUCCGGCAUAAUCUGUCCUUGCACAGCCGUUUCAUCCGUGUACAAAAUGAGGGAACUGGAAAGAGCUCUUGGUGGAUGAUCAAUCCUGAAGGGGGGCGGGGAGGCAAAGCACCAAGGCGACGGGCAGUCUCCAUGGACAAUGGUAACAAAUACACCAAGAGUGCACGAGGGCGUGCGGCUAAGAAAAAGGCAGCACUUCAGGCUGCCCGAGAGGGUUCACUGGAGAAUGUUUCUGGUGGUGGUCUUUCCAAGUGGCCAGGAAGUCCCACUUCCCGUAGCAGUGAUGAACUGGAAUCAUGUUGGACUGACUUCCGCUCUCGAACUAACUCCAAUGCUAGCACACUGAGUGGACGUCUGUCACCCAUUCUGGCCAACCCAGAGCUUGAUGAUGUCCCAGAUGGUCCACCCCUUUCUCCAAUGCUCUACUCCAGCCCCAGCAGCCUCUCUCCUCCCUCGUACUCCUCAUCCAACUCCAAAACCUGCCCAGCUGAACUUCCAGGGCUAGCGGACCUGACUGGAACAAUGAAUCUCAAUGAGGCUGACAACCUAAUGGACGAUCUUUUGGACAAUAUCACUACACAAGUGCAGGCAGUUCAAAGUUCUUCUGCUUUUAGUUUUGGAUCUAAAAAUGCAGCAUCUCCCCCCAGCUGCACUUCAUCCCAAACUGUGGGCAACCACAGUGGAGGAUUCACUAACCCCAUUUUUGGGCCUUCGACUGGAGGGCUACGUCAGACACCUAUGCAGACCAUCCAGGAAAACAAGCAAACAUCAUUCUCUAGCAUUUCUUGUUUUGGGAACUCUCUUCAAGAGCUGCUGAACUCUGAUUUGUUGGUCUCUCACAGUCAUAGUGAUGUCAUGAUGACGCAGUCAGACCCACUCAUAUCACAGGCCAGUGCUGCAGUCACCUCUCAAAAUGCCCGCCUUCGCAAUGGCCUCAUGCUCCGUAAUGAUCCCAUGAUGUCAUCAUUCAGUUCUGUGCUAAAUGGGCGAAGCAGCCAUCUCCAGAACAAGCAACAUCAUCAGGGGUCCAGUGCCCAGGGUUCUUUGUGUUCCCUCUCCAACAACAGGGUGCAAAGUCUUGCUAAUAAUGCUAAUAAUUUAGUCUCUGCAAAGCAGCAUUUACAGCCACAGUCCUCCAUGAUGAUGACUGAGACUUCACUUUACUGUGGGCUGAAUGGAAGUAAUGGGAUGGGGAUCUGUCACCCCUCAGGAACAGACCGUUUUCCCUCAGACUUGGACCUUGACAUUUUUAACGGGAGUCUGGAUUGUGACGUGGAUUCAAUAAUCCGUUCAGAACUAAUGGACUCUGAUGGACUGGAUUUUAACUUUGAUGCAUUGGUGCAAAAUGCUGUUAGUCUGAAUCCUGUGGGAAACUUCACCGGGACAAAGCAGUCCAAUCAAAGCUGGGUACCCGGCUGACAGCUGUCACAUAGAUUACUGCAAAUUGUGUUGUACUACAGGACUUGUAUUAUGUUUGUUAUAACAUUUAUUUAAUUCAGAGAUUACUUAUCUUUCUCUCUAUCUCUUGUCUGGGCUCCGAACUGCAGAGAAAACAACAAAUAUAAGAAUGACAACUACAAAAAAAUUCUGCACAAAAACCAAUCAAACAGAGACUUGAACUACCCUUUUUGUCAAGUUUGCUGUCUGCGUUAAGCACUGGAUGAUACUCCUGUUUACAGGUCUAUCUGACUGCAACACCCUGAAGAACUGGACCAACAGUUCAGCAGACAUAGACUCAAACAAUAGACUGCCCAAUGGAGAAACAAAAACUAACAGUGAACUCACAGAUCAUUAUGCAACAACAUGCAGUGUUUAAAAUAAUCCCAUUGUUAGUGAAGAAGAAAAAAAUAUUUUUAAAUGAGUAACUGAGGCAUGUUGUAACUUUUCUUUCAUUAAAGUAGUUUCCUUGGGUGGGGUCUCUAUACUCUUUCUGUUUUACCUAACAUAUUUGUUAAAGAAUUGGUUCGUUUUGUCAUCCUCUAAGCACUUACUGUGUUGUCUUUGAUCAGUAUAUAAAUACAACUUGGAGGUCGAAAGUUAUCCUUGAAAAUUUCCGAGCUCAGGUGGAGUAAUGUAGAGCACUUCAUCCUGUGCUUUUGUGUUUAAUUUACUGUUACCAUGCAGUAGUUAUUUCCAAAUCUGAAAUAUAGUUGCCUCGUAACAAUAUUGAAGUAAUACAUUUUGUGGCAGGAUAUAACCAGAUAAGGAGUGAUUACGUGUGUGUAAUGUCUGUAACUGUACAAAAAAUGCUGGUAAAUUGAUAGCUUAUCAGGUGGAGGCAUCUUAUUUUGAAAGCAAAGCUAUGGAAUUUUCACAUUUAAAUGUAGCCAAAAGUAAUGAAUAAAUAAAAAUUUACUUGCAUUUGUGGACAUUUCCAUGCCAUAACAGGUGCUAAAUUAUCAGUGUUGAGCCCUGUCCUUUAUUAAGGCAUCUGUGUUUCCCUGGCCACAAGGACAUAACAUAAAUUAUUAGCAUAAUGGGAGCAUUCAUUGGUGGAAAUGCCUUUCCUCUGGAAGCUAUCUUUACUGAGCAAAAACAAUAAGCUAUAUUUUGUGUAUUUGCCAAAUUACUUGAAAUUUGUAGAUGCUGGCAGCCAAAAUCACAAAACACAGUGAAAUUCUGGGACGUUUUGGUCCCUGUAUGCAAAAUGCAUCACUAUUGCUCAGGGGAGAGUUGGGCCUCCAUUUCAACAUCAGGGCCUACUCUUUGAAUUUACUGCAACCUGACUGUACACAAUUUCAAAAGUGUUUUAUGAACAUUUGAACAUGAACAACAUUCUUCUAAAGCAAGAAGAUAAAACAACAGGAAUCCAUCCUGUAUUGUCAAUUUUUUGAUGUGUUUAUUGGGGGUUGUCUCUUUAUUAAAUGUUUUUUUUUUUUUGUUCAUUUGUGCUCACUAUUAUCACAAUUAUCACAACAUGUACAAAUUCUAAUUUUCUGUGUUUUGUUCCUCAAAGAGGUUUACCCUUCACUGCCAUGUAUGCAUGCAUGUAAAUGUACAUAUGCAUAAUGUGAAAUGCAUAUAUAUGUAUAGUGUGCUGUGAAAAAUAUUUCCUGAUUUCUUCUAUUGUUGUGUAUUUUUCAUUUUUUAUUGUUUUAGAUCUACAAACGAGAUAUAACAUAAAACAAAGGCAACCCGAGUAAACAAAUAUAUAUAUUUUUAUAGCAAAAAUAUAAUCCAACACCAAUAUCACCAAUGUGAAAUACUAACUGCCCCUUUAAACUUAAUAGCUGGUUGUGCCACCUUUAGCAGCAACAGCUGCAAGCAAACACUUCGAUAACUGGAGAUCAGUCUUUCACAGUUUUGGAAUUUUGUCCCACUCUUCUUUACAGCACUGCUUUAGUUCAGCCACAUUGGAGGGUUUUCGAGCCCAUUUAAGGUCCUGCCACAGCAUCUCAAUUGGGUUGGACUCAGAGUUGGACUUACUUCUGUGCUUUGGAUCAUUGUCUUGCUGCAUAAUCCAGUUGCACAUGAGCUUCAACUCACAGACUGAUGAUCGAUCAUUCUCCUUUAGGAUUUUCUGGGAGAGAGCAGAAUUCAUGUUUCCCUAAAUUAUUUCAAGUUGCCCUGGCCCUGAAGCAGCAAAGCAUCCCCAAACCAUCACACUACCACCACCAUGCUUGACUGUAGGUAUGAUGUUCUUUUUGUGGAAUUCUAUGUUUGAUUUGGGGCAGAUGUAACAGGACACCUGACUUCCAAACAGUUCCACUUUCGAAUCAUCAGUCCACAAAACAUUCUCCCAAAGGCUUUGAGGAUCAUCAAGGUGUGUUUUGGCAAAAUUCAGAUGAGCCUUAAUGUUCUUCUGGGUUAGCAGUGGUUUUUGCCUUGCCACUCUUCCAUGAAUGGCAUUUUUGGCCAGUGUCUUUCUGAUAGUUGAGACAUGAACAGUGACCUUUAUGUAUGCGCACGAGAGGCCUGCUGUUCCUUGGAUGUUGUCCUUUUGUGACUUGCCACUAUUUCAUUAAUGGCAUUUUUGGCCAGUGUCUUUCUGAUAAUGGAGACAUGAACAUGCGAGAGAGGCCUGCAGUUCCUUGGAUGUUGUCCUUGUUUUUUUGUGACUUCCUGGAUGAUUUAUCGCUGUGCUCUUAGAGAAAUUUUAGAAGGUUAACCACUAGUGGGAAGGUUCACUACUGUGCCAAGUUUUCUCCAUUUGGAUAAAAGGGCUCUCUCUGUGGUUCUUUGGAGUCCCAGAGCCUUUGAAAUCGCAUUGUAACCCUUCCCAGACUGAUGUAUUUCAAUCACCUUUUUCCUCAUCAUUUCUGGAAUUUCUUUCGACCUUGGCAUAGUGUGCUACUGGGUGAGACCUUUUAGCCAACUUCAUGCUGCUGAAAAAGUUAUAUUUUGGUGUUGAUUUGAUUGAACAGGGCUGGCAGUAAUCAGGCCUGGGUGUGUCUAUUUCAGCUGAACCCCAAUAUGAAUGCAGUUUAUAGAUUUGGGGAUUUAGUAACUAAGGGGGCAAAUACUUUUUCACACAUGCCUUGUUUGCAUUGGAUAAUUUUGCCUUUGUUUUAUGUUAUAUCUCGUUUGUAGAUCUAAAACAAUUUAGUAUGAGAUAUACUGUACACAAAAACAGAAGAAAUCAGGAUGGGGCAAAUACUUUUUCACAGCACUGUACAUCCUGCUAUACUUAUGUAAUGUAUUGAUAAUGCAGAAAUAUUUGGCAAAAUCCAUGUACUGAACAAAACCAUGCAAUUGUUACACUGGGAGUUGGCCAUAUAAGGUUAUAGCAGGGGUGUCAAUCUCAUUUUAAGUCAGGGGACAGAUCAGACUAAAUGUCAGCCCUUAUGUGGGCUGAUUUUUUCUUUUAAUUUGAUAAACCUUGGUGUACGCAUGGAGAUAGCAUGCACAAUACAUGCUAUUCUUGAGCUAAUAUAGUCCAGAAUUAACUUUGUGCUGCUUUGAUAAUGAACAUUAAUGUAAAACAAAAUAUAGCACAUGGAAUUUACAAAUGUCCUUUACAAGAGGCCUUUUGAUGCCAUAAAUACAAAAUUGGUAAUAAUAAUUAUAAUAACAACAUCAAAUCAGUAUUAAUGUCUCAUAGCCUAUCUAAUAAUUAGAUUAUUCAGUGUAGACUUAUAAUACAAUUGAAAAAUUAAUUAAUCACCCCCAAAUUUAGUUUGCAGCUGUCCAUGUUGUCAUUAGUGCCAUAAGCAACUCACAUAAUUGUGGGAAAAUAAAGUGAAUUGCCCUGGGACAGUUUUGUCACCCGCAAAUACAGUGCGUAAGCGUGAGUUACUAAUGCUGAACAUAAUUAAAAGAAAGGCUCUACCACUUUAAGAUCCUGCUGUAGCUAGAAUAAAUAUGAGUACAUAAUAUGGGUAUAAUGAAUUAAUUUGUUUUAACAUAAUCUUUUUUUCCCCCCCUAAAUCAUCUCUCAAAGCCAUGUGUUUGACACCCCUGGUUUAUAGCAUGAUCCUACAUCCUACAGCUUCUGCCUUAAUAUUCAUUACAUUUUCCAGGCACACAAUCACAACGUAACUUAUGCAAUAAAUUCAUAGGUCGGGAAAUCAUCCAUAGAGGACAGCUGAACCUUUUAAAAAAAAUUAAAAAUCCAAAGUUCUUGUUUUUCCAAAUAAUGAGACAGAGACUUGUCUUCCCAUUUACAACCAGCCGCAUCCUUAAACAUUACAGGUGUUAUUUAGAUUACCCAUGGUGAUAAUUCCUGCAUCUUAUCACCCUGAUCGUAGCCUUCCUUUUUGCAUCUUCUUCUGCUUAUUACAUUUGCUUUUUGACCUCUUUAUCGUAUAGUCAUAUGGUUUCUCUGUGAGAUGUUUGUGCUUAUUUGUUCCUAUGUACUCCAUUUUGAAUUCUAAUCUAGUUUAUAAAAAAAAUGGUGCAUAUGUAAAUAAAGCUUGGU
Xyrauchen texanus (razorback sucker) is the source of this 7007-nucleotide messenger RNA. Its product is annotated as forkhead box protein O3-like. Bases 605 to 2569 code for a protein of 654 amino acids. NCBI's taxonomy places the organism in Eukaryota, Metazoa, Chordata, Actinopteri, Cypriniformes, Catostomidae. The transcript is spliced from 5 exons. The record is from RefSeq and is a predicted model, not a curated record. Gene Ontology annotation, cellular component: nucleus; mitochondrial matrix. Gene Ontology annotation, biological process: regulation of transcription by RNA polymerase II. Gene Ontology annotation, molecular function: RNA polymerase II cis-regulatory region sequence-specific DNA binding; DNA-binding transcription factor activity, RNA polymerase II-specific.